Messenger RNA from Nannospalax galili (Upper Galilee mountains blind mole rat), 943 nucleotides. RefSeq names its product olfactory receptor 6N1. The record is from RefSeq and is a predicted model, not a curated record. The transcript has a single exon. Gene Ontology annotation, molecular function: G protein-coupled receptor activity; olfactory receptor activity. Lineage: Eukaryota; Metazoa; Chordata; Mammalia; Rodentia; Spalacidae. The coding region runs from base 5 to 943 and encodes 312 amino acids. Gene Ontology annotation, cellular component: membrane. Gene Ontology annotation, biological process: G protein-coupled receptor signaling pathway.
AGCAAUGGCCGCUGGAAACUGGAGCCAGGUAACAGAAUUCAUCAUUUUGGGCUUCCCUCACCUCCAAGGCAUACAGACUUACUUCUUUUUCUUUUUACUUACCAUUUACCUCACUACUAUCCUGGGAAAUCUGUUGAUAUUCUUAGUGGUCCGUCUGGACUCCCGGCUCCACACACCCAUGUACCAAUUUGUCAGCAUUCUCUCCUUCUUGGAGCUGGGUUACACAGCUGCCACCAUCCCUAAGAUGCUGGCAAACUUGCUCAGUGAGAAGAAGACAAUUUCCUUUUCCGGAUGCCUCCUGCAGAUCUAUUUCUUUCACUCGCUUGGAGCUACUGAGUGUUACCUCCUAACAGCAAUGGCAUAUGACAGGUACUUAGCCAUCUGCAGGCCCCUCCACUAUCCAACCCUCAUGACCCAGACACUCUGCACUAAGAUUGCUGUUGGUUGCUGGUUGGGAGGCUUGGCUGGGCCAGUAGUUGAAAUUUCCUUGGUGUCUCGUCUGCCUUUCUGUGGCCCCAAUCACAUUCAGCAUAUCUUUUGUGAUUUCCCUCCUGUUUUAAGCUUAGCCUGUACUGACACAUCUGUUAAUGUCCUGGUGGAUUUUAUUAUAAACUCCUGCAAAAUCCUGGCCACCUUCCUGCUGAUUCUUAGCUCCUACUUACAGAUAAUCCUCACUGUGCUAAAGAUUCCCUCAGAUGCAGGCAAGAAAAAGGCCUUCUCCACAUGUGCCUCCCACCUCACUGUGGUUCUCAUCUUCUAUGGGAGCAUUCUCUUUAUGUAUGUGCGGUUGAAGAAAAGUUACUCCCUGGACUAUGACCGGGCCCUGGCAGUGGUCUACUCAGUGAUCACCCCCUUCCUUAACCCCUUCAUCUACAGCUUACGCAACAAGGAAAUCAAGGAUGCUGUGAAGAGGCAACUAAAGAGAACUGGGGCACUUGGGUGA